AAACUUUUCAAGUUCAAUUUUCGGUGUAAAAUUCAAAAUUAGGGCUAAAUAAUAUACUUUCCGGUAUCUGCAGCGGCGAUGCCGCCGGCGCCGGAGCUAUUCGAGAACACAAUGAGUUUGGUGAAAGGGGCUUCGAAAUCGUUCACGGCGCUGCUCCUCUCGCUGAUGAGAUCCGCACACUGGGACAUAGCCGCCGCCGUGAGAUCCAUCGAAGCCGCCUCAUCCGCGUUCGCCGCAACGGCGGGCGCGAUAAUCGGAACGAAUUGCGCGAAGUACGCCUUGGAGUCGUAUGUGAACCGGAAAAUGUUCCAAGGGUUCAACCACGAGACGUUCUACACGGACGGCGGCCUCUCCUUCGUAGCCGACCCGGAACAGCACCGCCAAGGCUGUUACACACACUACCGGGACAUGAAGGCGAUGGAUCCGGCGGAGCUGCUGGGGAUACUCCCAAAUUGCAGCUUCGAAAACUUCUGCUUCAAGAAAUGUUUGUUGAAGCACUCCACACAUCUUUUUUAUGUAAAAUUAAACUAAAAGGAGCAAUAACCUUCUAUUUGGUUUUUUGUUUUUGUGUAAAAAUCAAACAAAAAAACCAAAGCUAACACUACAUAUUUUUAUUGUUUCAUCGAGUUAGUGUUUUAUAAUUUUUUAAUGCUUAUAAAUUUCUACUUUUAUAAACCGAAAAAACCGGAAAAAAAACCGUAAAAAACCGAACCGAAUAACAAACGGUUUUCAUAUUU
Messenger RNA from Cuscuta campestris, 737 nucleotides. The record is from the annotation of a GenBank genome assembly. Lineage: Eukaryota; Viridiplantae; Streptophyta; Magnoliopsida; Solanales; Convolvulaceae.